Amphibalanus amphitrite is the source of this 3050-nucleotide messenger RNA. Its product is annotated as nucleolar protein 14-like. Gene Ontology annotation, biological process: maturation of SSU-rRNA. The transcript is spliced from 12 exons. The coding region runs from base 513 to 2981 and encodes 822 amino acids. Gene Ontology annotation, cellular component: small-subunit processome; Noc4p-Nop14p complex; nucleolus. NCBI's taxonomy places the organism in Eukaryota, Metazoa, Arthropoda, Thecostraca, Balanomorpha, Balanidae. The record is from RefSeq and is a predicted model, not a curated record.
UCUUAGCGUUUGAUGCUUGCAAUGCUUGCGGGCCAUAUCAAUAUCAAUUGAUAUCAAUAUGUCGUCAAUGUAGCAAUUUACGUGCCUGCAAGGAAUAGGUCACAUUUAUUUUGGUAAUUUUGUGGAUAUUUGUAUUUGUAUUGUCAUCACUCAUGUCAUUUAAGUGUGAUUUUCACAGGCAGAUGUGAGUGUGAACACAAUUAAGCUCUUUAUGACUGAUAUCUGGUGAAUCUGGUGCAUGCUACUCACUUGCUUCUUCUAGAAGACAAUACACUUGGCCAUACAAGAUUCAUCUGUUGACCCUGCUUCUGCUAGGAGGGGAGAGGCUUUAGGGACAUCAGGUCCCACUAUGGAUCCAUUAAAGGCACUUAAAAGAAUCUAUUCUGCUAGCAUUAAAUUAUUUACACCAAGCAAGUUUAAAAAAAUAAAGUUCCAUUGAAAUUGUGGAUAUCUUUAGUGGUUGUGAGACGGCAGUGUAGACAUGUUGUAGGUGAAUUUACUGACCAGAAGAAAUGGCCAAAGCAAAGAAACCUGUGAAGAGGGCUGCUGGCCAGGCAGAAAAAGUCACCAGCAUUAAAACAAAGGAUGGAAGGCUGAACCCCUUUGAAAUCCAUUUUAAUAAGCAGAAACAUUCUGUCCUUGGCCAGCAUCUCCCUGGAGAAAGGGGAAAACCAGGAAUCUCCAAAGCAAAGGCUCUAAAGAAGCGCAAGCUGACACUUUUGCGUGAGCUGAAGACCAGAACCAAGUCCAAUGAAUUUGUCGACCGCCGUAUCGGAGAGAAGACGAAGGGCAUGUCCGCGGAAGAUCGACUGGCGGCAAGAUUUGCUGCCGAACGGAAAAAGCAAAAUAAGCAGACACUGUUUAACCUGGAGGACAACACCGAGCUGACGCACAUGGGACAGACGCUGAGUGAGAUCGAGAAGUACGAGGACCCGCGCAGCGACGACGAAGGGGACGACGCUCUGGGAGCCGAGUUUGUGAAGUCUGCUCACUUUGGCGGCGGCCUGCUGUCCAAGGGCGGCUCCGAGCCGGCGCAGAGUCGCAAAGAGUGGAUCGACAAGAUGAUCGCCGAGAGCAAGCUGCGCAAGUACGAGGCGAGGAAGGCGCUGGAGGAGACCCUGGAGAUGACUGACCAGCUCGACGGCGGCUUCAUGGAAGUGAUGAAGAUCUUCACCGAGGCCAAGGUUAUACGUCCCACUCGGAGGGAGGAGCGCGAGCGCCAGUCGAGUCCCGUUCCCGCGUCCGGCGAGUCCGCCGCCUCGGCGCCAGCCCCCAGCGAGGACUACGAUCAGCUGGUGCGUCUGCUGACGUUCGAGCCGCGCGUCGGCGCCUCGGACCGCACCAAGACGGACGAGGAGGUGCGCCGAGAGGAGGCCGCCCGGCUGCGGCAGCUGGAGGAGGCCCGCCAGCAGCGCAUGCGCGCCGACACGGAGGAGGGCGGCGCGCGGCCGGCCGUGCACCGCAGCGCCGACGACCUGGACGACGGCUUCGUGCUGGACAGCCGGCCGCAGCAGCGGCUCGAGCUGGUCGGCGACCAGCUGCUGGUGACGUCACAGGCAGCCGACGAGCCGCUCACCAACCGGCAGGCCAAGAAGCGCCAGCAGAAGCUGCAGAAGCAGCGGGAGGCUGCGGAGGAGGCGGAGGGCGAGGAGGGAGAGGCCACCUCCGACCGGCCGCCCUCCGUCAAACUACCUGGCUUCAAGAAGUUCAGCGCGACUCUGCGCGCCAAACUGCCGCUGGAUCAGUCGCGCCACGUCGCUGAUUUGGUGACCUCCUUGGCCCCGAACCUGUCGCCGGCCAAUCGGGCGCAGCUGGUGACGCUGUACGAGAUGCUGCUCCGCUACCUGGGACAGUGCUGCCACCGUUCGGGCGGUUCAGGAAACACUGGUGAGGCCGGCUGCGGCGCGGUGGCGCUGCGCGCGCUGGACGCGCUCGUGCCGGUCGUGUACGAUCUGACUCAGCAGCUGGGCGACGCGGCGCACCGCUGCUGGGUGUUGUGGCUGCGCGACUGUCACGCGGCGUACCGGCGGCGGCGGCGGCGGCUCUUCCCGCGGCUGGAGACGCUGCUGCUGCUGCGCGUCUGCGGCCAGCUGUUCCCGAGCUCGGACCGCCGCCACCCGGUCACCAUGCCGGCCAUGUUACUGCUCUGCCAGCUGCUCACCGAGUGCCCGGUCCGCUGCCGGCGGGAGCUCACCGCCGGCCUCUUCUGCGUCUCGCUGCUGGCUGAGUUCACCAGCCUGUCGGGCCGCCUGGUACCGGAGACGAUCGCCUUCCUGCAGGGAGUGCUGUACUCUGCGGUACCCACCGAGCGACAGCCGGCCCUCGCCGGACACGUGCUGCUGCCGCACCAGCCGCAGGGGCCGAGCGCCGCGCUACUGCACCUCGAGACAAACUGCUCCGAGUCGCCGUGCGACCCGGCUCUCUCGGUGUCCUCUGUGCAGAGUGACGCGCCUCUGACCGACUCGGACCGGCUCUCGUGUCUGCACGUGGCCGCCUCGCUGGCCGGCCAGCUGGCGGAGAGGCACAGCGCGCUGCCGGCCGCCGCCGAGCUGUUCGGGCCGCUCCGGCAACUGAUGGCCGCCGUGGAUGUCAGGAGGUACCCGGCUAUUCUGCGCAACAAGUGGACGGCCUGUCUGAAGACGCUGAGCGCCAUCAGCGCCGAGAAAACCACACUAGAGAAGAACAAAAAGCGCCCCAAGCCGCUCCGGCUCUACGAGCCAGCCAUCGAGGAAAAUUUCGACGGCCGCCGGCGCCGCCCGGGCUCCCACGAGAAGAAGGAGCACGACAAGCUGGUGCACAAGUACAAGCGUCAGAUGCGCUCCACGAUUCGGGAGGUGCGCCGCGACAACGCGUUCGUGGCGCGCCAGAAACUGGCCGACAUAAAGUCCAGAGACGACGAGCGCAAGAGGAAGUUGCAGGCGCUGAUGUCCUCCUUGGCCGAUCAAGAGGGCGACUUCAAGAGAAUGAAGCGACAAAAGUAGGCGCUGCCACUAUGCCAACCAUGCCUGCCUCUGCUCUGCGAUGUUGGAAUGCAAUAUAUGACCGAAUAA